GUUUGGCACCAGGGCGGAAAGAACUCUACUGGAACAAGUCCACACUCACACUCCACGCUGCAUACUAUAUUCUCAGCGCUUCUCCCCAUUUUCUUCCUCGUCACUUCCCCCUUCCCUUUGCCGCGUCUUCAUCUCUUGGCGCCAGUCCGCCUUCUCCAGCGAGCCAGCUCCGGGGCUCUUCCCGAAAGGAUCGACCACCUUCAAGGCCUCCGGGAAAGUAUUAGGUAGUACAAGAUAACUGGAGAUGGCUGACUCAUUUGUGCUCAACACUGGAGCAAGAAUACCAUCACUCGGCCUCGGCACAGCAAAAACAGAACCUGGGACCGUCGGGGAGGCCGUCUACACUGCUGUCAAGGCUGGAUACCGGCAGAUUGAUUGUGCUCCGGCAUACCGCAAUGAGAAGGAGAUUGGUCUGGCUCUGAAGAAACUAUUUGAGGAGUCUGUGGUUAAGCGGGAAGACCUAUUUAUCUCUUCUAAGUUGUGGUCUGGAAAUCACGCCCCAGAAGAUGUACCAGAGGGCAUCGACACUACUCUUGAAGAUUUGCAACUGGACUACUUAGACCUGUUCCUUAUCCAUGCUCCAGUUCGUACUGAGAAAGGCGCUGUCCGAACUGCUGAAAACUAUAUUCCUCUUGAUGUUCCUGCUACGUGGGGAGCAAUGGAGAAGUUAUAUGACUCUGGCAAGGCUCGUGCAAUCGGUGUGAGUAACUUCUCUUGUAAGAGGAUGGAGGAUUUGCUUGCCAUUGCUAGGGUAACUCCAGCAGUCAACCAGGUUGAGUCCCAUCCAGGUUGGCAGCAAACAAAACUCCGUGCACUUUGCCAGUCAAAGGGUGUUCAUAUUUCUGCAUAUUCACCACUAGGUAGACCCGGAUCACCUGCUUUCAAGGGUCCAAGCUUUCUUAGCAACCCUAUUGUCAUCUCUGUUGCCGAGAAGUUACAGAAAACUCCUGCACAGGUUGCUCUACGCUGGGGUCUUCAAAUGGGCCAGAGUGUAGUUCCAAAAAGCACCAAUGAGACAAGGAUAAAGGAGAACUUUGACAUAUUUGAUUGGUCUAUUCCUGACGAUUUGAUGUCAAAAUUCUCUGAAAUCCCACAGAUUAAGACGCUAAGAGCUGAAUUUGUAGUUCACCCCCAAGGUCUUUACAAAACCGUGGAGGAUUUCUGGGAUGGUGAAAUCUGAAGCUCUACACUAAAGGCAUAGCAGUAUAGCAUGCCAGCACGAAUCCCCUACUUCUUGUCAUUGGUUGUAUGCAGAUGCAGAUAUUUCCCUUGAACUGCUGGGAAUAAAUGUCUUCUUUGACAGAACAGAAUUAAAAUAAUUGCUAGAUCA
This is a messenger RNA of Lolium perenne, 1330 nucleotides long. Its product is annotated as NADPH-dependent aldo-keto reductase, chloroplastic. Gene Ontology annotation, molecular function: oxidoreductase activity. NCBI's taxonomy places the organism in Eukaryota, Viridiplantae, Streptophyta, Magnoliopsida, Poales, Poaceae. The record is from RefSeq and is a predicted model, not a curated record.